ACUGCGAUGCGCUGUUCCGGACUGCGCUUCCUGCCGCUGGCGGCGCUGCUGGCAUCGGCAGCGGCCGCCUUCUCCUACCGGGGUGUUCUGCAGAGAGAGAGAGAGCUGAACCACCAGCAGGUGAAGACUAGGACUGCUGUUGGUGGCGAAUCACGGAUAUCGUUCACGGAAUACCACCGCUACGACGAGAUCCGGCAGUACCUCUCAGACCUGGCAUCGAACUAUCCCAGCUUGGUGACGGUGCAGUCCAUAGGCCAGACGUACGAGGGCCGGCCCAUCGAUAUGAUACAGGUGUCGUCUGGAACUGGCUCCGCACCGGUGAUCCUGGUGGACGCGGGCAUCCAUGCCCGCGAGUGGAUCGCGCCUGCAGCAGCUCUCUACGUCAUCCAGCAGCUGGUCGACAACGCGACGCAGAGCGCCCUCGCAGACAGCAUCGACUGGCACAUCAUACCGGUGCUCAACCCUGAUGGAUACGAGUACACCUUCACAACGGAGCGACUGUGGAGAAAGACGCGAUCUCCAACAUCUGCUGAAUGCGUAGGAGUGGAUGCGAACAGGAACUUUGACUUCCAUUGGAUGGAGGUAGGUGCUAGUGACUCCCCGUGUGCGACUACUUACGCAGGCGCUGAAGUUUUUUCCGAGCCCGAAACGAGGGCUCUGAGGGACUACAUUCUGGCGAACGCCGAUCGCAUCAAGCUUUAUCUGACGUUCCACAGUUAUGGACCUCUGAUACUUUACCCGUGGGGAUACACCACAGAGCCGCCUGAAGACUGGGAAACACUGGAGGCGCUGGGGAGACUCGCCAACGCCGCGCAGGUAGCAGCCGGAGCUCCCAAUUACACUGUGGGGACUUUCGCGGGCGCCAUGUACCCAGCCGCCGGCACCAGCGUUGACUGGGCGAAAGCGGUGGGGGGUGUGUCGCUGUCGUACACACUGGAGCUUCCAGGGGGCGGCGACGCCGGCUUCGACCCCCCCGCGUCCGACAUCGUUGGCAUCGUGACGCCCUUCUUCGAAGCGGUCCGAGCUUUUGGUCGGUACGUCGCCGACAACUUCGGGAGGAGCAGCCUGAGUGCUUGA
This is a messenger RNA of Schistocerca nitens (vagrant locust), 1077 nucleotides long. Its product is annotated as carboxypeptidase B-like. Gene Ontology annotation, biological process: proteolysis. The record is from RefSeq and is a predicted model, not a curated record. The transcript is spliced from 8 exons. Lineage: Eukaryota; Metazoa; Arthropoda; Insecta; Orthoptera; Acrididae. Gene Ontology annotation, molecular function: zinc ion binding; metallocarboxypeptidase activity. The coding region runs from base 7 to 1077 and encodes 356 amino acids.